AUGGCGUCCGCAACACACGGAACUUCAUUGCGCGAAGCGCCCCCUUCAGCCGGCACCUCGUUCUUCCUCCUUCUCAUUGCCGCACCUUGCCUAUAUACUCUGACCCACAUAAUCUACAACCUCUUCUUCCACCCCCUCCGCUCCUACCCAGGUCCACUACUAUGGUGCAUGACCCGUCUACCAAACGACUGGCACACCUUCCGCGGCGACCUCUUCCAAACCAUCGCGCGCUUGCACAAUCAAUACGGCCCCAUCAUCCGCGUCUCACCCAAUGCACUGAGCUACGCCAACAGCCAAGCCUACUACGAUAUCCUCGCACACAAGCCUGGUCAGCCGGAAUGGCCUAAGGAUCCGGCGAAGCAGAAUAUUCCGCCUAAUGGGAUCCCGCACAUCCUCGGUGCUGAUAAGGAGAAUCAUGCGCGUUAUAGGCGAUUGUUAGCUCAUGCGUUCUCGGAGCAAGGGUUGCAAGAGCAGCAGGGGACGAUUCUGCAGUAUGUGGAUCUUCUUAUCGAGCGUCUAGGUGCGAAAGCCGACUCGGGCGAAGUGAUCAACAUCGUCGAGUGGUUCACCAUGACCGUUUUCGACGUCAUUGGCGACCUGGCUUGGGGAGCUUCUUUCCAAAGUCUCGAGAACAGCCAGGUCCACGAGUGGAUCGGAGCGGUAUAUGCUAACCUCACCUUCGUCAUGAUGAGCGGGCCGCUUCGUGCAUGGGGUUUGGGUGGCGUGAUGCCGCGGAUCAUGCCCAAGGCGAUCCAGGAGGGCAGGGUGAAGAGUUAUAGGUAUAUGAAGGAGAGACUUGAUGAGCGACUCAAGGUCCAGACCGCCAGAGGAGACUUCUGGGAUCGCGUGUUGAUCAAAAGUAAGGAUGAGAAUGCUGGUGGUGAGGGUAUGAUGGAAGGUGAGAUGCUGAACAAUGCUGCCUUUCUUGUCCUGGCUGGAUCGGAGACGAGUGCUACUACGCUGAGUGGUGCCGUAUACCUCCUGUGUAAGCAUCCUAAGGUCAUGGGAGGACUGGUCGAGGAAGUAAGGGGCGCCUUUGAUUCGCCGUCGAACGUCGAUGUCAGGUCCGUCUCUCAGCUCAAAUAUCUCGAUGCGGUCCUCGAGGAGUCAAUGAGGAUCUACCCGCCUGUUCCGACCCCAAGCUGGCGUAUACCGCCGAAAGGAGGUGCCAUGGCUUGCGGAAGUUUCGUGCCAGAGGGUGUCUCCGUGAACGUGUCAGUGGUCGCCGCUUGUCGAGAGCCAUCAUAUUGGCACCGACACAACGACUUCCUUCCUGAGCGCUGGCUAGACGAUGCACCAGCUGAGUUUGCCAACGAUAAUCGGGCCGCUUUCCAGCCGUUCAGUGUUGGUACACGGAAUUGUAUCGGCCGCAACCUGGCAUAUGCGGAGAUGCGACUAGUGCUUGCCAAGUUGGUGUGGUCGUUUGACCUGCAGCUCGAGGACAAGAAGACGGGAGACUGGUUCGACCAGAAAGGUUGGGGCUUGUGGGAUAAGAAGCCUUUAUAUGUCAGGCUCUUGCGAGCGCAUCAUUAG
Molecule: messenger RNA, 1533 nt
Organism: Recurvomyces mirabilis
Lineage: Eukaryota; Fungi; Ascomycota; Dothideomycetes; Mycosphaerellales; Teratosphaeriaceae
Exons: 3
Coding region: 1-1533 (510 amino acids)
Molecular function (GO): oxidoreductase activity, acting on paired donors, with incorporation or reduction of molecular oxygen; heme binding; iron ion binding
Source: RefSeq, a predicted model, not a curated record